Messenger RNA from Vigna umbellata (rice bean), 1903 nucleotides. RefSeq lists its product as uncharacterized. The record is from RefSeq and is a predicted model, not a curated record. NCBI's taxonomy places the organism in Eukaryota, Viridiplantae, Streptophyta, Magnoliopsida, Fabales, Fabaceae.
GAACCGAUAAAAGAGAGGGCGAAGGCUUCAGAUUCUGCAAACUACGCUCGAUCUUUCUCCUUCGUUUUCUUUCCACUUUCUUGAGAAACACGCAACUCUUCACUUCCCUGAAUCUUCAGAAGCUUCUUCUAACGAUGGAUUUCGAUACCGAGUUCUCCAUGCUUUCUAAAAGAGAUCUGGAAACCAUAAGUGAUUACUUCAAAAUCGAGCACGAAUUCAUGGCUCCUAGGUCGUUUUACUCAUUAUCAUCCAACGCUCGGCAUCGGAUGCACGCGGUUUCGAUGAUAGCUAAGUUCGCUACCACUGAACCUAUGGAUUCGUACAUUCCAUAUGUUGCUGUGAAUUACUUCGAUCGCUUUAUUUCAACGAAUUCGCUUACAGAAUUACAAGGGUCUUCUUUACUUGAUAAAGUUCGUUUGGUAGCAAUAUGUUGCUACACACUUUCCGCCAAGAUGAGGACAAAGAAUUUCCCGCAAAAGCAAUUUCUGACGAGAAAAGAAGCUGUUUACAAAACCGAAGUCGUAAUGAGAAUAGAAUUUCGCAUUCUCAGCGGACUUGACUGGCGAAUGCGAUCUAUAACUCCCUUUCACUUCCUGGACUACUAUUAUCCCCCCUUCAAAAGAAUCGGUGGUUUUAAACGUCAAUGCAUUAAUGAGAUCAUAGUCCAGUCUCAAGGAGAGGUCUACUUCGCUCAAUUCAAACCUUCUGAAAUUGCAAUGUCCGCUUUACUGGCUGCUACUUACCUUGGAUAUUCCUCAAAAUUUACCUUAAUUGAGGGAUCAAUUCGCCUUUCGGAUGAUCUUAUGGCCUGUUAUCAAGAGAUGGUUCAGCUUUGUCGUCAUAGGAAAAUCAACAUAAGUAAAAGUUCUGGAGAAGUUAUCUUUCCUGUUCCCUCCUCAUCGACAACGGAAUCAGAAGAAGGAUUAGGAAAAGCAGCUGAAUUACGAGUACGAAAACAAAGAAGGAGCUCGCGGAUCCAGGUUUUGAACACGGUGUUGGAAAAUGAUGAAGAAGAAGAAGAAGAAGAUGUAGCACUGUUAAACCGCCGAAAUCGGAAUAGGAACGAGGAAGCGGGGGAGGCAUCUAAAGAAGUUGAAGAAGGUAAGAGCGAGGCUGAGAAACUACGAGAGGUGAUGGAAAGUGCAGCGAGAGUAGCAUCUGGGACCGGAGCAAGACAGGAGAAGGGCGAAGGGAAAUCUGAAGAAAUGGUAGAAGCUGAGAGCGGAACAAGAGAUGACGAGUCCAAGGGGCCCUGUGAAGAAAUAGUAGGAGCUGAGAGCAGCAGAGCAAGAGAGGACAAGGGCAAGGGCAAGGCUGUAGAAGAAGCAAGCGAGAAUGAGUUGCGAAAAAGACAGAUAAAGGGCAAGGGCAAGGCUGUAGAUGAAAUGUGUGAAACAAUAUUGAGAUCAGAGACAGGUGUAGAGGGUGCACCAUUGAGGGCAAUGAACUUUCAGGUGCAGUGGCCUGUUAUUGUGCGGCAAGGUGAGAGAGUUGACAAUAUAGAGGCUAGCUUAUAUGUAGAUGAAUCCCGAAUAACAACUACUCGAUGUCCUAGAACAAUAAGAGGGAGCGACAUCGUUCCACCUCCACUUUCCCACCGUUGUCAGUGCAAAAUCAUGUAGAAGAGCAAAAAAUAAAUUCUACAGCCAAAUAAAGUGAAGGUAAGACACUCAACACAACUGCUGUCAAGUAAGUAUAUCUUGACGUAGUCGUACCUGGUCUAGAUUAGAUAACUGUUUGCGGAUUGUGCAAUAUUUUGAUUGUUCUGUAUGCUGAUUCUGAUUAUAGGGCGGCAUUACACAGCAAGUGGUUCCCAGGAUUACGUUUAAUUCUCCAUAAUUGAUUUUCAAAAGAUAAUAUGAUCAUUGUUUUCUGGUCCUUAAAAAGCGUAUAACCCUUCUAU